Molecule: messenger RNA, 2181 nt
Organism: Ylistrum balloti
Lineage: Eukaryota; Metazoa; Mollusca; Bivalvia; Pectinida; Pectinidae
Exons: 9
Coding region: 1-2181 (726 amino acids)
Cellular component (GO): extracellular region
Molecular function (GO): chitin binding
Source: RefSeq, a predicted model, not a curated record
AUGAUUUCAAGAACAUUUUUGAUUUUGGGACUGGCGUAUCUGUGUAGUGGCCAGAUGCAGGAUCAAACACGAGUCCCUGGAGCAAGCGGUUCUGCCGUGGUAGAGGCUGUCAUCAACCUCAUCCAUGAAUCUUGCAUAUUCCCCAACGACAGACUGUAUCUUCGCAGGUUGGCUUACGUCGAGUCCCAGGACGGCACAGCAAACGAUACCUACAGAGUAGGCUACAAUGGUGGAAUAUGGCAGAUUGAUGAGGACCAGUUUAAACAGACACAGUCAGCUGUAAUGUUGGCCACAGCCAGAGCUCUCCUUAGGAACACAUUGACAAUCGAUUGGUCAUCAGCUAAAUGGGAAGACUUAAGAAAACCUCUGUAUUCUGGUGUGGCCGCCGCUCUCUAUACGCUUCUCAAGUCUGGAUCGGGUGUCCUCCCCAGUUCCGUAGAAAAACAGAGUUCUUUCUGGAUUAACACCACAAAACACACUAUUUUCGACGCCAACAAAUACUACAAAGCAGUCAAUGAGUUACAAGGAGGAUGCCGCAGCACCAAUGCUAUUGACUUGGUUUUUGUUGUGGACAGCUCAGCAAGUCUUUCUCCAUCCGAUUUUGAUAUCACAAAGCAAUUUGUAAAGGAUGUAGUCGACCAGUUUGAUAUCGGACCACAGACUGCUCGUGUGGCCGUGGUGGAAUUUAGUACAGCUGUUUCGGCCUCGUUCCUGCUGAACCAAUUCGACACAAAAGAUGCAGUGAAGAAGGCGGUAGAUGGUAUUAUAUACAGCCCAGGCGGUACCAACACUGCUGCCGCCAUUGAUAAAACCGUUAAUGAAGUCUUCGCAACAGUCAACGGUGCACGGAAUGGUGCGGCCAAGGUUAUGAUUUUGAUCACUGAUGGUCGAUCAGAAAAUACGGUAAACACACUGAAUGCUGCUAACAACGCCAGGCUGAGUGGUAUUACCAUAUUUACGCUGGGAGUCACACAGUAUGUCAACAAGAUCGAAUUAGACGGGAUUGCAAGUAGUCCAAGCUGUACUCACUCGCAGAUCUUAAACAGCUACGCUGAUCUAGACAGUCUAAAAACUCAGAUCCAGAGUGUUUCAUGCAAAGCUGCUGCUAUUUUGACUCCAAACAACUACCAGUAUAACUGUGGCAGUGACAUCAACGUACAGAUCCUACCCAACGUUACAGCAGGGACCACUGUCACGGUCACCCCUACUGAUGGUACUGUGUCCGUGUUUGGAUCUCUGACGUCAGCAAAUCCAAGUCCCGUAUUGAAUGAGUUCUACAAAAUUGCCGACAUCAACGCUGGACAGUCGUUUUAUGUCCGUGGUAACCGGUCAGUGGCUUUGGCAGUUAUGUCCACUUAUCCCACAAAGACUUGUGCCGGGAACUUUAACAUCACUGUAGAGGAAGGAAACAACAUCAGACCAUAUAAUAACCUGCUGUGUAUAGAAGCUGGAAGGAUCAUUGUCAACUGCUCGGCUCAAACUCUUUUCGGUAGUCAGUACAUGGUUGUGCCUACUCCAUACUCCCCCAACCCCUGUUCAAGCAGCGGCAUCCAGAUCUUUCCUCAUCCAUUGAGAAACGACCGAUUCCUUUACUGUGAUGGCAAUGGUAAUGUGUUUGAAGUUUUAUGUCCAUUUAUGGAAAUAUUUGACCUACAGGCACAGACGUGCAUACCGGGUAUGCCGAUGACCUUCACCCUUCCCAGAACCACUAUGACCCCUCUGCCAUCAGUUACACCAAGACCUACGAACGCUGUAGUUCAGACUGGCAAUCCGUGUACACCAGAAAAUAUUCUCAAUGGACUCUUUUUCUUUCCCUAUCCUAACGAUGAUCAGGCCUAUAUUGAAUGUUAUAACCUUCCAUACGUAGCUGUGGUGAAGUUCUGCGAACCUCAUCACUUCUGGGACCAGGCCACUCUAACCUGCCUCUACAGAGAGGUAGUUGUUGACCCAACAAAGGGCGCAUUUGGAUCUAACAGUAAGCCUUGUGGAACCGUUCCUGACCUUUUCUUCUAUCCUCACCCCAGCGAUCCCCAGAAGUAUAUUCACUGUGACCAGUACGGAGAUGCUUUCGAGAAAAUUUGCAAACCAUACUUCAUUUGGCGCCAAGACAUCCUCAACUGCGUGCCAAGGGGCCUUUUCGUCAUGAGCACUGUUCCCGUCCCAGUAGUAGGCAAAAAAUAA